AUGAUCCAUGUUUUGUUUCUGUCCCUGAUCGCAACACUUGCGGCUGUGAUGACGUGCAGCGAGAGCAGUGCAGAUCUUGACUCUCAGAACUGCGCGGCCAGCUGGCUGCAAGAAAGGUACCAGCUUCAUUCCGGCAACGAGACUCUUGCCGGGGCCCGGCACGUAGACUGGGAACCACAUGUGUCUGGCAGCGAGCUCGCGAUUCUUGCAGUGCUUGUGUUUCUUGUGUUCAUCCUGAUGCACGAAUGCUGGGUUGGAUACGACCACGACCCGAUCUUGUCCACCGAACCGAUCAGAGAGAUCAGCGCAUGCUCAGUUUAUUUGUUUGUUGUUGAACUUAGCUUUCUAAUUGUCGUCCCGUUGUCCAUGGACUAUGCCUUGGCUAUGGGAGAGUUUGUCGCUUCCAGCGGAGCUGUACUCGGAGUUACUUUGCCCGCUCAAUACGUUGGGUAUCGCAUCGGUAUGUGGAUGGAUAAAAAGAGUGAUUGGUUCAGGAUAAAGUGUGUGGUCUGUCACGUUGUGGCACUGCUUUGCUAUCUUGGUCUCGCUCUCCUUCUACGAUCUGCGGCACGCUCCGGCCAUGCUUUGCGGCAGACAUUUUGGAUCGCCAUUUGCGUGCAAGUGGCAGCUACAACGUUCCGCAACAUCCCUUCCGGCACGUGGAAGGCCAUACAAGACGGUACUAAGUCUGAUGCGCACUAUAAAUUGUCCAAAUGCGGCGGCAGCAUGUGUGGCCCCAUUCUCUUCGCUUUCAUGGUUUAUCAGAUGCACAGCUUGAGCCCGGUCGGGAUGAUGGCCUGCAUAUUUGGUGUCCUUCUCGUUGGACAGGCCAUCCUCACUGCAUUAACGGCUCUCACUUUUGCCCCCUACUCUAAGAAAAAAUCUAUGAUAGACGCUAUGAUGACAGAGGAGAGCCGGAACGAAGCUUCAGAAGAGAGACUGCCCAAAAGCGAUGAAGCAACGAAGAGGGAAAGGUUGGUGUGGAAUCUGAUCAUACACUGGUACGAGCACAACGUCUCCUUCUUCGCAAGUGAAUUUGGCAUGAUCACGAUUCUCGAAAUCACGUAUGAAUGGUCAGUUGGAGCAUGUGCGCUUGCCAUGUCUGCAAAACAAGUGGCAAGAUUUCUCAUCAUCCGCAUGCUCGGCAAACUCCGGGAAACAACGUCGUUUACGGAGCGUGGACUAUUCUUUGCUUCGGCUUGUGUUGCAAUGUGUUUCUCGCUUCUUCUCUUCCAGUGGCACUGGACUGGGAGCUCUGGAGCCAUCAGCCUGCUGGUGGCCGACAGUAUGAUUUAUUGCUUCACAUGCGCCACUUGUACUCCAGCAAGAACUUGGUGUGUGCUCUCAUACAGAGGGAGGCCAGACCUGCAGUGGUUGCAGGCCGAACACCGCUGGCAGGCAGGUCACACUGACGCAGUCUGUUCGUUGCUGGUAUCGAUCCUCAUAAGGUUCCUUGUGGACAAGGGUGGACGGAACUACUUCGCAAUCUUUCAACUUGUCGUCCUUUUCCUGGCCUUCUGUACUGCAUGCAAAGCCGUGUCUUUGAAGCAGGAAGUUGACAAG
Molecule: messenger RNA, 1563 nt
Organism: Symbiodinium necroappetens
Lineage: Eukaryota; Dinophyceae; Suessiales; Symbiodiniaceae
Source: the annotation of a GenBank genome assembly